CACUACUAUCUGUCAAAUUUUAAGUGGAUUGUGGAGGAUUUUUGUGUGUUCGUGUAUUUUCACAAGAUUUUUGAAGAAUUGUAUACCUUCUUUAAUGUUGUAACCAUUGACAUUGAUAACAGGUAAAAACGAACUUUGUUUCCAACUGGAAAAAUCAUGAAGAAUAUUUUUAUGUCCACAAAAUAAAUAACAUAAUAUAACCUGAUAAGAAUUGAACACGUAAAGCAGUGGUACUUGUUUGAAUUUUAAUAUUUAUUGGGUACUGAGAUUCGUAAAAUAUUAAAAUGGCUACAAGAAAAAGAAGUGGCUCAGGAUCUAAGAGACAUUUGAAAGAAAAAGUGGUCCAAAUUUACGAAUCAUUCUUUAGAGGCGAAGACUUAACUACAGACAAUGUAACAUUCUGGGAUGAAUUUUUCCUCUUGAAACCCAAAAUACCACAAUUGGAAGCAGAGUUGAAUAAAUUAUCUGGAGAACAGUUGAUGAAUAUGAAAGAAAGCAUGAACUUAUUGGUGGGGCAGUGCAUAGAAAUGUUAGGUCAAGAACAUCAUAUAAGAUUGGUGUAUGCCCUUCAAACACUAAGUGCUUUAUUAAUAACAAUGUAUCAAAGAGUGGGCCAAGAUCCAACAAUAAACAUCAAAAGUAUAUUAAUAGGUCAAGAGGAUGCUGAUGGCAAGAUGCAAAGACUCUUUGAACAUUGUAGUACAAUUCUAUCUGGUGAUGUUCCAGACAGUUUGAAAUCUAUGGUGUUAAAGUUACUGCUGGUCAUAGCAACAGGCAUGGAAAAUAUAGACGAUAAUGCUCUAGUAGAAUAUUUUAUGCAGAACUCUUUGUUUGAAUCAUUGAUACAGCUGUUGUGCACUUCUACAGAAAGACAGCAACAUGGUUACGAUGUUGUCAUGCUAUUAAUGUUUUUGGUGAAUUAUAAAAAAGAAGAAUCAGCUAAUCCAUAUGUUGUGAAGCUUUCUAUACUUGAUGAUGAGCUAGCUUUAAAUGGAUAUGGCCAAGUCAUAACAGCAGCAUUGAAUGAUUAUGUAUUGUCCGUAUUCGGUGGUAUGCAAGGUGGAAGCGGCGGGGGCGGGUGGCUGUCCUCCCUAACUAGUAUGGUUGGGGGCAUAUUCCUAACCAGUGACGAUACACAGCCAGUUGUGAGAGGACAGAGGAAUAGUGGCGGUGAGGAGGGCAUGCUUCUGGCACUCUACGAAGCGGCACAUUUGAACAGAAACUUUAUGACGACAUUAGCGCAUUCGUCGUCUGCAGCCGCUUCAUCCGCGCCGCCAUCGCCCCCUGCGACCUUACCACCGCAUCAGAGCCCACCAAAUUUGUCACAGAUUCAAGCUCUUGACAACGAUCAACCAACGAAUUUACUAGUCACAUUCUUUCAAUAUUGCUCUAUAGUAAUGGCGGAUACGCGGACAGAAGCAAGUAUAAACAAGUGCAGUCUAUGUUUCAUUACACUAACUUGUAUUGUUGAGGAACAAUUCGCAAAUUCCAUUAUGCACGACCAAAAUCUUACUUUUAAGGUACAACUGUACAGGCUUCCAAUGAGACACAGAAAAAUUGUUCCAGAGGAACCUUCUUCACAACCAUUAGCUUCCACAUUAAUUGAUCUCCUAGUCGAAUUCAUAAUGUGCCAUUUGCUGAAGAAGUUCCCGGGCGAUCUAUACCAGCUGUGCAUCGGCGUGUUGCUGCGGCUGCUGAGCUACCAGAAGCGCUGCCGCGUGCGGCUGGCGCGGGACUGGCGCCCGCUGUGGGCCGCACUCAUCGCGCUCUUGAAGUUCCUAGUCGCUAACGAAACUGCACUACUUAGGAGACAUAAUAUUUUUAUAAUGGCGCAGCAAGUUGUUAAUAUAUUUAAUUUGUUUAUAACAUUUGGCGAUACCUUCCUGCCGACGCCUGCAUCAUAUGACCAAUUGUAUUAUGAAUUAAUAAGGAUGCAUCAAGUGUUUGACAAUCUUUUCUAUCUAGCUCUUCGAUACUCUACUGGUGAUGGCGAAUUUAAAGCUGAGGCGUUACGGCUUGCUAAUUGCCUGGUAAACGUGCGGGCCAUCAUACAACACUUCUCACCAAAGAUUGAAGUGUGGCUUGCAUCGCAGAAUCUUUCCACACCCACUGAAGAUCAGAUACUUGAAGUGGUCCGCAAAAACUACGACAGUUUGAUUUUGAAGCUGCAAGAAGGUUUGGAGUCGUACGAGCGGUACUCAGAGCGGUCGCACCGGCCGCUGCUGUCGCGGCUGGUGGCGGCCGCGCGCCUGCGCAGUGACGCCGCCGCGCUGCACCACCACACCGUCGCCGCGCUGGAGCACUACACCGCCGCCUACCGGAACAUCACCUGGACCUAAAUUGCGCAGACCACCACAGACAACGUGUAAAACCCAGCAUAUUAGUACACGCAGGUGUGUAUUUCGGAUUAAGCCUGUGUAACCAGUUUCCAAAUGGCUGACAUACUUGUGUGAUUGGCGAGGGAUGAUCACCUCUUGUCAAUCGAUAUUCUAUCUGGAUGGCAUUUCACUUAGGAUUAGGUGUAAUGGAAUAAUUAUGCCGUAUAAAAAAAUAUAUAAAGUAUUGAAUUGUUUGCUGCUAAAACCAGUAUUUAUGUUGUAGUUACCGUUGUUAUUUAUUCAGUUAUUAUCUGAUUUUCUUGCUGACAAGAUUGUACACGACAUUCAUUGGUAUUUGGUACUAAUGUCACAAUGAACCAGUACAUAUACGAAGUACGAAGGAAAAUGAAUUAUUCUGAACGAAUGAUUGACAAUACUAUGUAUACGGAAUUUAUGCGUCGUCAAAGUAGAACUUAAAAAAAAACUUGGUAACAUGUACAGAAAAAGUUACAUGCGAUCCACCAAUUAUCCGUUUUUAAUAUACUAUUCAAUGAACAUAAAAAAAUAAAUUAUAUUUAGGCAGUGUAAUAUUGCCCUUACUUCACGAAAGUGUGAGUAAUGUCAGUUUAGCUAAUUGCAUGCUAGUCAAUUUGAUUUUCCUGUAACCAAAAAAAUCAGAUUACAUAAUAUUAUUUAUGUCUAUUUUAUUAUGAAUUUUAUUCACAUUAUUACUAUUAUGUCUAUUACAAGCGUAUUUUAUGGUCCAUUACAAAAGUUCAACAAAUGGUCCAAAAAUCAUAUUAUAUGACGUAGAAGUAGUAUUUGAAUAUCUUUUUCAUCACAUGUUCACAUUCUUACGUUACAAUUCUAUUUUUCGGCUAUACAAAACUUAUUUAAAACCAUGUAUUAUAGGAGUAUGCCUUAUGGAAUUUUCAACAUCUUCAUAAUCAUGAAGACAUUAUAAAAAAAAAUGUGUUCAUCUAUGUUAGUAAGGAUCCUUUGUGUAAAAUUGUUAUUUAUUUGCUUUUACAAACAUUAGUUUCUUUUGUGCAUUGUUUGUGAGUCAAUGAUUAUAAUCAUUCUUUAAAUAGAAAAUACCUUAUUCCAAUAAAAUACUAAAUCAACUGGUAGUGGAAGAAAUCAUGUCCAGAGGUCGCGACACUGCAAUGUGAACAAAAUGAUUAAAAGACAAAGUGGAAGCUUCCAUAAACCCCUUCUCCUCGAAUUGAUUAGUGCGAUUUUUGUUUUUAAAUAUAUACAAAUAUAAUAUAUAAUGAUAAAUUGUAAAUGUAUUAAUUAAAUAAAAAUGUGAAAUGUAAUUUUAAUGUAGAUAUGCUAAGCCUAAAGGUCGUUGCGUUCUGCAUUACAUAUCAUAAAGCUUUUUUGUGUUAGAGUAGAGAUGAAUCAUUUGGUCGUUUGGAACAGUGAAUAUUUCCUUGAUAUGUUACUAUUAUGUAUAUUUUUAAUAAUAUGUAGAAGACUGAAUGUAUGUAUAAUGUAUGUAAAUCUAAAUUAUAAGAAGUCAUUUAAUUUCUACUUAUAUAAAACCGAAUACAAAGAGAAUUACUUAUUAGUAGUAAAUAUGUAUAAUGAGUGGAUAAUAAUGAUUACUGUGGUAAUCCUGUGAGAAGCUUAUAAAUGUUACUAUUGUUACAUUUUCCAAUACAGGCUAAUAAUUACAUUUAAUAAAUUAUUUUUUGUAAUUA
This is a messenger RNA of Manduca sexta (tobacco hornworm), 4024 nucleotides long. Its product is annotated as armadillo-like helical domain-containing protein 3. The record is from RefSeq and is a predicted model, not a curated record. The coding region runs from base 285 to 2339 and encodes 684 amino acids. Gene Ontology annotation, biological process: regulation of Golgi organization. NCBI's taxonomy places the organism in Eukaryota, Metazoa, Arthropoda, Insecta, Lepidoptera, Sphingidae. The transcript is spliced from 12 exons. Gene Ontology annotation, cellular component: cytosol.